Molecule: messenger RNA, 3452 nt
Organism: Phragmites australis (common reed)
Lineage: Eukaryota; Viridiplantae; Streptophyta; Magnoliopsida; Poales; Poaceae
Product: pentatricopeptide repeat-containing protein At1g52620-like
Exons: 2
Coding region: 77-2677 (866 amino acids)
Molecular function (GO): protein binding
Source: RefSeq, a predicted model, not a curated record
ACCACGUGCAACACCUAGACUCCGUGGACGGUUGGAUGCGGCUUGAGGAAUACAGCGUCGCCGUUCGACGGCCGGGAUGCAGUACGAAGCUUGCCGCCGGUGUGGUUUGUUUGAGGCCCGUCAACGUCAAGUCGUGCGGCGUCGCCGGCUCGGCGCUUUGUUUCCAAUUCCACCCUUCUUCCUCGCACCGCGGCCGCCUCCGCAGCGUUUGAUGUCAAGAAGGCUCCUGCCCCGCAUCACCCCGCUCCCGCGCCGCCGCCGCCGCACCAGCCACAACCCGCCGAACCCACCCAUCACCCCGGCCCUCGCGCACGUCCUCGCCACCCGAUCCACCAACCCCACCUGGGCGCGCUCCCUCGCCGCGCUCCUCCCCUCUCCGCUCUCCGACGAGCGCCUCGUUGCCGCCGUCUCCUCCCUCGCCGACCCCGACCUCGCCCUCGCGCUUCUCUCCUGGUCCCAAACCCACCACCGCCAUGCGGGCCCCGCCGCCACACCUCUCGCCCACUCGGCGCUGCUCAGCCUUCUCGCCCGCUCCCGCCGCUUCGACGCCGUGGACGCCACGCUCCACUCCAUGUCCCUCGCGGGCGCUGCCGCGGCGCCCACGCGCGCCUGCCUCGGCGCGCUCGCUGCCGCCUACGCCGACGCCGGGAUGGACGGGAAGGCCGCCGAGAUGUGCGAGCUCACCAGGGAGCGGUACGGCAAGCUCCCUGAGGCGGCCCACUGCAACCGCGUGGUCAGGCGUCUCGUGGAGCGCCGGCGCUGGCAAGACGCCCGGAAGCUGUAUGACGAAAUGCUUUCUGAGGAGGGCGGCGCGGAUAAUUACAGCACCUGCGUGAUGGUCCGAGGGCUGUGCUUGGAAGGGCGAGUGGAGGAGGGGAAGAAGCUGAUUGAGGCGAGGUGGGGAGCGGGGUGCAUUCCGCAUGUUGUGUUCUACAAUGUGUUGAUCGAUGGGUAUUGCCAGCGUGGCGACAUGGGGAGGGGAUUGUUGCUGUUGGGUGAUAUGGAGACGAAGGGAUUCUUGCCAACCGUGGUGACAUAUGGAACUAUUAUUAAUUGGCUCGGGAGGAAAGGUGAUUUGGGGAAGAUUGGGAGUUUACUUUGGGAGAUGAGGAUGAGAGGAUUAUCCCCAAAUCUGCAGAUUUAUAACAUUGUUAUUGAUGCAUUGUGCAAAUGGCAGUCAGCAUCACAGGCAAUGGUUGUUCUGAAGCAAAUGUUUGCAAGUGGGUGUGAUCCGGAUAUCGUCACAUUUAAUACUUGGAUAUCAGCGUUUUGCCGGGAAGGGCAUGUUCGAAAGGCUGAGCGACUUUUGAGGGAGGCCAUUAAGAUGGAGCUGAAACCAAAUCAGUUAAGCUAUACUCCUUUGAUUCAUGGCUUCUGCAUCAGAAGAGAAGUAAUGGUUGCAUCGGAUUUGCUUGUCGAAAUGAUGGAAAAAGGACAUACUCCCGAUGUGGUCACAUUUGGAGCAUUAGUUCAUGGUCUUGUUGUUGCUGGGCAGGUCAAUGAGGCCUUGAUUGUCCGGGAAAAGAUGGUAGAGAGACAGGUGAUGCCUGAUGUUAACAUUUAUAAUGUAUUGAUUAGUGGUCUAUGCAAGAAACAGAUGCUUCCUGCCGCUAAGAACCUUCUUGCAGAGAUGCUUGAGAAAAAUGUCCAGCCUGAUAAGUUUGUGUACACCACUUUAAUUGAUGGUUUCGUUAGGAGUGAGAAUCUCAGUGACGCAAGGAAGAUAUUCGAAUUCAUGGAAGAAAAAGGUGUCUGCCCUGAUGUUGUUGGCUACAAUGCUAUGAUUAAAGGAUAUAGUCAGUUUGGAAAGAUGAAUGAGGCAAUUCUAUGCAUGAGCAGCAUGAGGAAGGUUGGGUGCACCCCAGAUGAAUUUACAUAUUCUACAGUAAUUGAUGGCUAUGCUAAACAAGGUAAUAUUAGUGCAGCCCUAAGGUUAUUAUGCGAUAUGAUGAAGCGGAGAUGCAAACCAAAUGUUGUUACAUACUCAUCACUAAUGACUGGCUACUGCAAGAUAGGUGAUACAGACAAAGCAGAAAAUUUAUUUGCAAAUAUGCAAUCUGAAGGUCUAUUUCCUAAUGUUAUACACUAUUCAAUUCUAAUUGGUAGUCUCUUUAAGAAAGAUAAAGGAAUCCAAGCUGCAGCGUACUUUGAACAUAUGCUGCUUAACCAUUGCUCUCCUAAUGAUAUUACAUUGCAUUAUUUAAUUAAUGGGCUAAAAAAUUGUAUGCCUUGUAUAAUCAACUUAAACUACAGCAGCACUGUUAAGGUUCACAACAAGAGUGCCCUUUUAGAUGUAUUUAAGGGAUUGGUUUCUGAUGGAUGGGACCCUAGGAUUUCAGCACACAAUGCUAUUAUCUUCAGCCUGUGUAGACAUAAUAUGCUUGGGAAGGCACUGGAGUUGAAGGAUAAGAUGGCUAACAAAGGCUACUUGCCAGACCCUAUCACCUUCCUUUCACUUCUUUAUGGCUUUUGUUCUGUUGGAAAACCAAGGAACUGGAGGAGCGUCCUUCCUAAUGAAUUUCAGCAGGAUGAAUUCGAGAUAAUUUUUAGGCACAAGACGUUAUUCGAUCAGCAUGCAGUUAAGCCAGUUAGCUGCGAAGUCUCUAGGGUUUUACAGUUAUAUGUUGAGGAGUUUCAGUCCCUACAACAACCAAAGCAGAGAUUUGCUGGUUCUUGACUCACGGAGGCAUGGUUUGCCUGGCUUUUGGAAUCAAGGUGUAGCUUUUAUUUGGAUUUUGACUUCAGAAACUGAAUACUGAGCAGAAUAGCAUGAUUUAAAAUGCCAAAGCAAAGUUGCUGACGGAGAAUUUCCUCCAGCACUGAUUUUCAAGACUGGCAGUGCUAUUAGCAAGACAAAAUACCCAGUAAAGAUCUUCCCUGAAGGCAUUGAAAUGCAAAAUGACAGAAUGAUCGGCUGUGAGGGAAUUAGGAUUGCAAGUGUUAAAGCUCAUGAACAUUGAAAUGCCUUGAUAACCAAAUCCAAUCAACUCUAUACUGCCCUUGGUAUUUACGCAUUGGGCUCCUGCCUCUCUCUCUCUCAUUGUUUUGCAGGUAAGCAAAUCGACCUGCUUCCUGAUAUCACUGAGAACUACUUUUUUCCCCUGUAGGGCAUUAGCUUAAUCAGAAGUUGCAUGUGCAGAUACUUCUGUAUAUAGUUGCUGACCAUACUGAGUUAUUGACCGUAUUACUCAUUAUCACGAGAGGCGCUAUGACAAACAGUUCAACGUUGUAUCAUCACUAGGCGUGUGUUUGGUUCACCAUACCUGGACUGGAUGGGAUCGCCCUGUCCAGCUUUUUGCUCUCGCCGGGUGUUUGGUUCACCGUCAAGGGCGGAUAUGGCCAUCCAUUCCAAGAGAAUAUUCGUUCCAAUCCUGGAUGACCUGAUCCGGCAAAAAAACCCGGCCGCCGCAGCUAGCGUUUGUCUGCCUGUGUUUCCGUGUUCAUGUUUUUCA